Molecule: messenger RNA, 378 nt
Organism: Anisakis simplex (herring worm)
Lineage: Eukaryota; Metazoa; Nematoda; Chromadorea; Rhabditida; Anisakidae
Source: the annotation of a GenBank genome assembly
AUGUUUAAGGCCGAGCAAAUGUUUCUUCUGGCCGUUCAAGAGCGACUCGCUCAGCAGUUACUUCCGCAAAAUGAUUUGCAACGAGUUUGGCAAAGCCUAAUGCUCGGUUUACCCGGAAUUUUGCCUCCUCAACUCGCCCUUGCGACCGGUAUGCCCGGUACAAGCCAGACGUUGAUUCAUCCUCUUUUUCAGGUACUACUUUUUAAUAGUUUUAUCGCCUACAUUACUUUAUCUUUCACAGCAAACUUUUUACUCGUUCAUUGUUCAGCGGUCGUUUUUGUUUUUAAUGUGCAUAUUCACUAUUUCCUGUGUGGACUUUUGUUUUAUAUUACCAACGUAAUACCAUCAUACAGAAAUAUUACCAACAUCGGUUUUUGA